CUGACGCUGGAAGUGACAUCACGUUACGUCGGAACCAACAGCCUGUGGUGGCAACUGGCAACUUCUGCCGUGUUCCCAAAGCAACUCAAUUUCAAAGAUAUGCUAAUAUUUGACAGCAGACCAGGCGAGACAGGAUUCUGAGGAGAACUUACGUUGUUGGCGAUAACACUCCGGAUUACAACAACCCGACAUUAAAGAGAAAAGAAGAAGCAACAGGCGGUUGAGCUGGGCGGACAUGGCGGACGGCAGCAGGUUCACAGCUAUUAAAUAAACGCCAGGCAAAGCAAAGCCGAAAGCGAGAGGUUGCUGCUGAGGGACUUGAAUUUAUUUGAAUGUUGCACGGAUAGCCGGGGCUCCCCCAGGACUGUCAGCCCUCCACUGAAGCCUGCAUGGCGUCCUCUCAAGCCCGGCUAGGCCAGCAGGCCUUAGCUGUGCUUGAUGUGGCUCUGCGAGUUCCCUGUAUCUUUAUUAUCGACGCCAUUUUUAACUCUUACUACGACCCUGGUUCGGGAUGGGUCGGGGUGAUGGGGAAGGUGUUCGUCAGAGUCAUGGGUGUCCUCGUCUCCAGCAUGGUGCUGCUGCUCUCCCAGAAAGCCUUGUUCAAGUUCUACACCCUCUUCUUCGCCGUUCUCCUCGGCCUGGCGGCGGUCCUCAUCAACUACUAUGCCACCUCGCACAUAGACUUCUACAGCGCCUACUACAAAGCGGCACUGGGGUUCCGGUUGUUGCCCAGAAACGGGCCGACGCUGUGGCUGGGCAUGGCCGCCGUCCAGCUCGUUUUUGGCGUGGGCUACGUGUUCCUGCUCAACCUCCAGUCGGUGUUUGCCGCGCUGGUGGUCCUGGACAUCAUGAUCCCCCUGUGGGGGCUGAUGAUCGAGCUGCCCGCCGACGUCAGGCAGCUGGUGGCCGUGUUCUCGGGCCUGGCGCUGGCUCUCAACACGGCCGUGUGUCUGGCCAUGAGGCUCAAGUGGUUCUACUACUCGUGCCGCUACGUCUACCUGCUCGUGCGGCACAUGUACCGGAUCUACGGGCUUCAGCUGCUGCUCGAGGACACGUGGAAGAGGAUCCGAUUCCCUGACGUGCUGCGGGUGUUCUGGCUGACCCGGGUCACCGCCCAGGCGCUGAUCCUGGUCUACGUGGUGCGGGCGGUGAGGAGGGAGAGCGGAGACGCCACGGGUGCCGUCGCAGACGGGAUCUCCGACUCCCAGGGUUACCUGCUGAGCUGGGACGUGUUCUGGGAUCUGACCAGUAACCUGAUCAUCUCUGGCUGUGAUUCUACGCUCACCGUGCUGGGGAUGAGUGCCGUUAUCUCCUCUGUCGCGCACUACCUAGGCCUCAGCAUCCUGGCCUUCAUAGGUUCCACCGAGGAGGAGGAUAAGCGUUUGGGCUUCGUGGCUCCUGUUCUGUUCUUCAUCCUGGCUCUGCAGACGGGCCUCAGCAGCCUGAACCCCGAGGAACGCCUGGUCCGCCUGAGCCGGAACAUGUGCCUUCUGCUGACGGCCAUCCUGCACUUCAUCCACGGCAUGACGGACCCUGUCCUGAUGUCCCUGAGCGCCUCCCACGUCUCCUCCUUUCGCCGCCAUUUCCCGGUCCUGCUGGUGUCCCUGGCGCUCUUCGUGCUCCCCGUGGCGCUCAGCUACGCCCUCUGGCACUCCUAUGCCCUCAACACCUGGCUCUUCGCCGUCACCGCCUUCUGCGUGGAGCUCUGCCUCAAGGUGGUGGUGUCCCUGACGGUCUAUGGCCUCUUCAUGGCGGACGGCCUCUCCAACGUCCUGUGGGAGAAGCUGGACGACUACGUCUACUACGUGCGCUCCACGGGUAACGUCAUCGAGUUCCUGUUCGGAGUCAUCAUGUUCGGCAACGGCGCCUACACGAUGAUGUUUGAGUCGGGCAGCAAGAUCCGCGCCUGCAUGAUGUGCCUGCACGCCUACUUCAACAUCUACCUGCAGGCGCGGAACGGCUGGAAGACCUUCAUCAACCGCCGCACGGCCGUCAAGAAGAUCAACUCCCUGCCGGAGGUGCGCGGCGACCAGCUGUGGGACAUCGAGGACGUGUGCGCCAUCUGCUACCAGGAGUUCGCCACCUCGGCCCGCAUCACGCCCUGCCACCACUACUUCCACGCGCUGUGCCUGAGGAAGUGGCUCUACAUCCAGGACACGUGUCCCAUGUGCCAUCAGAGAGUGUACAUCGAGGACGAGAGCCGAGACCGAGCCGCCUUUUCCAACAACAACGGGGGCUACGCGGCGCCGCAGGACGUCGCCGCCGCGGCCCCGCCGCCCGCACCGGGAGACAACCAGCGUGGACAGCCGGCCGCCGAGCCACCGGCCAACGGAGGAGCGGUGGCGGCGGCGGCGGCGGCUGGCGGCCAGGCCGCAGGAGGACCGGCGGAGCUCGACAACGAGCUGCUGGAGGACAACGACAGCAUAGAGUACGACGAGGACGAGUGGGGGACUCAGAAUGGCUGCACGCCAAUAGAAGAAGACUAUAUCAACGAUGACACAGACUCCACCGAGGACUGACGAGGACAGAUCUAUAGAAAGAAAUAUACAUAAAUCUUUAUUAUAUUUAAGUUAAAAAGAAUUCUAAAACACAACAGCAUCUUAAUUUUGUUCUUG
Messenger RNA from Sander lucioperca (pikeperch), 2615 nucleotides. It is a transcript of the gene rnf139, whose product is annotated as ring finger protein 139. Gene Ontology annotation, molecular function: zinc ion binding; ubiquitin protein ligase activity. Gene Ontology annotation, biological process: ERAD pathway. Gene Ontology annotation, cellular component: endomembrane system; endoplasmic reticulum. The record is from RefSeq and is a predicted model, not a curated record. Lineage: Eukaryota; Metazoa; Chordata; Actinopteri; Perciformes; Percidae. Bases 390 to 2519 code for a protein of 709 amino acids. The transcript is spliced from 6 exons.